This is a messenger RNA of Dentiscutata erythropus, 178 nucleotides long. The record is from the annotation of a GenBank genome assembly. Lineage: Eukaryota; Fungi; Glomeromycota; Glomeromycetes; Diversisporales; Gigasporaceae.
AUGGUUCAAAAUAAAUCUAAAGCUAAAUUUCAUUCAACUUGUGACGCCAACAGGUAUACACUGUUCGCUAGAAAACUUUCUGGUCAACAAGCAUCUACCUCUGUUACUCAGAGGGCGACUCCACAAUAUAUUGAUCCAGUUGAAACUGUUUUGCAACAUUCUUCUAUACCUUCCGAUG